AUGUUACCAGGCAAGAAGAGACCAGAGAAAGGCGAAAGCGCCGAUCGUCGCCUCAGGUCUCGAGUGGAGAACUUGUUUCUUUCAAACACUUUGAGUGCAGAGGAAACUUCCGAUUUGGCUCGGGAUGCUCGCGACUCUGGUGUCUCCUCCUUAAGGAGAUUGGCCGAGAUCGGUGAAAGGAGGCAAGAUGGCCUCGCUCGACCCAGGGAUAUUAGGAGGCACCUAUCCAAAAACAGUCACUGGCCUCCUACAUACAAGUUUCAAGCUCCGGUUUGGGACAAAGAGAAUCAACGACAACAAACAGCUACUUUGACAUGCAUGCUGCCCCACGAGGUUUUGUAUGUCAUGAACGAAAAGUCCCCUGAGGGUGGUGGCUUAACAGAUCUAGCCCAUCUCCAGGAGUCUGAGCUUCAAAGGCAUGCUCGGGCUGCAGCUGACAUGGGGAUCGAUCGUGAAAGCCUCACCGGGCUCGGGAUUUGGGGCGAUGGUGUUCCCAUGACCCGAAACAGAAACCAGAGCUUGGAGAUGCUCAGCUUCAACAUCCUCACAUGUCAGCUUCGCAGCACAAUGCGAAUUCCAGUUUUCGUCAUUCAGAAACAUUGGCUAGCCCGUGGGGGAUCUACAUGGGAUGCUGUCAUGGAUGUGCUUCGGUGGUCUUUGACAUGUGCAACUUCUGGUCAAAUGCCAAAGUACGAUCACACAGGUCUGCAGCCGCUUAAGGAACCAUGGAGAAAACAAAGGGCAUUGAUCCAUACGCCUCGAAGUGUUUUGCUGGAAAUACGAGGCGACUGGGCUUUUUUCAAGCAGGUGCUGUAUAUGCCGGCAUGGAACGAAGCCUCUGGUUGUUGUUGGAUGUGCGACAUUAAGCCUGAAGAUAUCCGAGAGGUUUCAGGUGAAGCUGCAUGGAUGCAGCCAGAGCACAGGAAGACUCCGUGGCAGGCACUCAUGGCUGCUCCUAGCAUCAGUCCCAUUUUCGCAACACCGUAUGUUGGAACUGAGUGCAUCCAAAUGGAUUGGUUGCAUGUGGUGGACAUAGGAAUUGCUUUGCAGUUCCUGGGAUCCAUAAUGAAGUACUUCUGCUCGAAGUUUGAAGGGACGUUUGACGAGCAGGUUCGAGAAAUGUUCCGCUGCAUUUUGGAGUUCUAUGAUGUCCAGGCCGUGGAAUAUAGGUUUGAUCAUCUAAAGCCUUCAAUGAUCAAGGAUCCUAAGAAGAAGUUCCCCAAGCUUAGAGCAAAAGCUGGGGAAUCGCGAUGCCUGGUGCCUUGGGCUGCACAGAUGGCUGAUGCUCUUAGGGAUGCUGACAAUGAGGUGGAACAGACCAUGUACAAGUGUGCCUGGCAUUUCAACAAAUGCUAUGAGCAACUGAGUAGCAGAACGUUCGAUGCUGCUGUUUUGGCCGAGCAUGGAGUUGCAUUCGCAAAUCUCUAUGUCGCUCUGCAUGAGCACUUCACGGUGCAAGGAGUCUGCCUCUUCAAGGUGACUCCUAAACUGCAUCUCUUUUGCGAAAUCAGCUAUCGAGGCCGGGAUUGCCCCAGUGUGCACUGGUCAUACCGAGAUGAGGAUUGGGGCGGGAAGAUGGCUAUUCUUGCAGCCAGCAAAGGAGGAGCCAACACCCCGAAUGCCUUGGCCAAUGCUUUCUUUUCUCGUUUCACCUCGGGGCAUAAAGUGCCUGUGCUUUGA
This is a messenger RNA of Symbiodinium sp. CCMP2592, 1680 nucleotides long. NCBI's taxonomy places the organism in Eukaryota, Dinophyceae, Suessiales, Symbiodiniaceae. The record is from the annotation of a GenBank genome assembly.